AUGUUUCUGCCUGCUUUACGUCCAGCUUUAGUCGCCAAUAAGGCUGCUUUCGUUCUUCCUGUGAGGACCUUCUUAUUUGGUUUCUUGUCUCAGUUUAACAAGAAACUCAUAUAUCCUCCCAACCCGGACCAGAUCACCACCAAGAAUAGACUCUUCCCCACAUACAUUGAAAACCAAACAGAAUUGGGCAAUGUUAUUUUGACAAAAGAACCUUUAUUACUCAACUUCACUAUGCCAGGUGACGAAAAGUGCAAUAAGCUCACGCAGUCUUUGUUUGACGUUCUCAGUGACAAGUCAAAGUACCCAUUGAGCGUUGAUAAGCUGGUGUCGCUUGCAAACAUUGCCUGUGACGGACCAGGCGGUAGAGAGUUACAACAGUCGUAUGCUGUUUCAAAGAUACCGACUGUGGUGUUGUUGAAAAAACAGAUGGUGGCGGAUAGAUUCAUUCCCGCAGACGUUGGCAAGUCAGAAGCCGAAUUGACCGAGUGGAUCAAGUCUGUCUACUAA
Molecule: messenger RNA, 507 nt
Organism: Candidozyma haemuli
Lineage: Eukaryota; Fungi; Ascomycota; Pichiomycetes; Serinales; Metschnikowiaceae
Exons: 1
Coding region: 1-507 (168 amino acids)
Source: RefSeq, a predicted model, not a curated record